Brugia malayi is the source of this 315-nucleotide messenger RNA. RefSeq lists its product as uncharacterized. The coding region runs from base 1 to 315 and encodes 104 amino acids. NCBI's taxonomy places the organism in Eukaryota, Metazoa, Nematoda, Chromadorea, Rhabditida, Onchocercidae. The transcript has 2 exons. The record is from RefSeq and is a predicted model, not a curated record.
AUGACCUUCUCACUGAUAACAAAUUAUUGGACAGGCAAGAUUCUGUCAUGGUUCAGCACAAUGUACAUCGUGCUGUCUUUCCUGCAACAAUCAUCCGAUCAAAAGGGACACUUCAAGCACGGCGGUGUCCAAUACUGUGUGUCAACAGCGAUGCAUGUCCCUACCGGCUGUAUUUCCUUGCUUCUCUCAUAUAUUACAUGUUUUUUCGGAAGUGAUAUGCUUCCAACAAAUGAUAUUAAUUUGCUAGCAAAAAUGAGACUGAAGAAAACUGGAAAAGAAAUGAAUGACAAUAUUUCGGCACUUUUUGGGCUCUGA